Ictidomys tridecemlineatus (thirteen-lined ground squirrel) is the source of this 837-nucleotide messenger RNA. NCBI's taxonomy places the organism in Eukaryota, Metazoa, Chordata, Mammalia, Rodentia, Sciuridae. The record is from RefSeq and is a predicted model, not a curated record.
AUGAUUGAAAACAGAGUAGAGGACAUGAUGAAGAGGACUUUGCUGCUGCUCCUAGAACCAGAGUCUGGAAAGGCCACCAGCAGUCAGGAAGACAGAGGCUUCCUUGAAGAUCCCUUUACAGAGGCUGCCUACAAAACACAGUGUGGCUCUGGUUUUGGAUGCAGGUUGCUUACCCUGAAUGGGGAAUGGAGCUUUACCAUGGUUACUGGCUGCUUGUUUCUGGUCACUUUCUGCAGCCUGGUUUCCCUGAACUUUUCUGAUCCUGGCAUCCUGUAUCAAGGUAAGGCCUCAGAACCCUGGGAGAAGCUCCCUGAGGCAGCAUAUGUGGCCUGGAUGUAUCAAAGGGCCUUUCAAAUGCUCUGGUGUCCCCAUUGCUCCUUCCACUGCCUACCCAGGACCUUCCACUGUGGAUGUUGUAACAUCUGUGAGGAGGAGUUUGACCACCACUGUAGGUGGGUGAACAACUGCGUGGGGAAUCGUAACAUCAGGCUCUUCCUGCUGCUGCUCAUGUCCCCUUUCCUGUACCUGGGUGCCCUGGUGGUGAUGUGCACCAUCUUCCUUGUGAGCACCAGCGAGAUGCCAUUCUCCUUGGACAAAGCCAUGGCAUAUCCAUACAUGGCUGUCCCUGCCACAGGCGCCCUGUUGCCACUCACCUUGGGACUCCUGAUCCAGGCUGUAGCAAUGAGCACCGCCACGCGCUCCUAUGAAGGCCAGGUUCAGAGAAGCGUGUUUCCUAGGGCGUGGGGAGGCUCUGAGGAGCUGGGACCAAUGCCUCCUGGAAGGGAAGAGCAUUGCUCUCUGGAGACCCAAGCUCAGGAGCCAACGCUGAAUUGGUAA